Molecule: messenger RNA, 1098 nt
Organism: Paramecium octaurelia
Lineage: Eukaryota; Ciliophora; Oligohymenophorea; Peniculida; Parameciidae
Source: the annotation of a GenBank genome assembly
AUGUACUAAUGCAUUGUAUUUCCUUCUGAUUAUACGGCAUUUAAAUAAGAAUUGAUAUUAGCAGGAUGUGUUGUGGCUUAUGAAUUGCUGACCUAUCCUAUUGAUUUUAUAGGAAAUAGAAGUAUUUAGAGGGAAACAUAUUUAUCAAAAUCCCUAAUUUAGGAGUCAUCUUUAAUAUACUCUGAAGUAAUUCAUUUCCUUAUUUUUUACGAUUGUUGGUUCAAAGUGUAGUCUAUAUUAUGGAUUAAAAAGCAGACUUGAUUUAUCACUUAGUAAGGUUGUAUUACGAUACUAUAUCUUUAAUUAUUUAUACUUCAAAUAUGCGUUUAAGAAUUACAUCUCACCAAGAUUCAAAGAUGAGGACGAGAACAAAGGAUUUGAUAUUACUCCAGAAAAUUCAACUGUUUAUCCUUUAUUGAGAUAUGCAAAGAUGACAGAUCCAUUAGUAUUAUUAAUAGCAGCAACAUCUAAUUUGAUUGGAAUGAUUGCCUCUCAUCCUAUUAGCAUUUUAAAAGUGAGACUGCAAAAUGAAAUACUAAAAUAGCAUGAGUAUUGUUAAUGUUAAUUUAUUAGAACCAAGAACUAUACCUAGAAGAUGACUGAGAUGACUAGAUCAUGCGGUAAUUAGAUGUGGAUUAAAACCUCUUUUGGUUCUCGCUUUUUAUAUACAUAUUUAUAAUUUAUAGCAGAAAUGGGUCUAUUUUAGUUUUGUUUAAAUAAAUUAGGAUAUGAAUUUAUGAAUGUCUUUAGGCCCAAUUCAGAUUUCAAUGGCAACAUAAUAACUUUGGGAUCCUCUGUGAUAGGAUCUUCCUUGAUUUCAACAUUAUUAUUGCAACCAAUUUAUAUCUACUAAUAAAGGACCAUAUAUUAAGUGAUUACAAAACAGCCAAAAAAAUCAAUCAAAUCAUUUUAUGUUCAAGUAUAUAUAUAUUAUCAAUUAAUGCGCAGCUUUAUUAAAAAGAGAAAGCCCAAGGAUUCUUAAAAGGAUAUAUACAUAAUGCCUUGAGAAGCAUAAGUAGGAAUGGCAUAGCAGUUGGUACAUUGUGGGGUCUUGCAACAAAUGCUAACAAAGAAAGAUUUAGACCAUCAGAGGAUUGA